GAAAAUGGCAGACAGCUUUUCGCUUAACGAUGCCUUAGCUGGCUCUGGAAACCCAAACCCUCAAGGAUGGCCUGCUGCAUGGGGGAACCAGCCUGGGGCAGGGGGCUACCCAGGGGCUUCCUAUCCUGGGGCCUACCCAGGACAGGCUCCUCCAGGGGCGUACCCUGGGCAGGCUCCUCCUAGUGCCUAUCCUGGCCCAGCUGCUCCUGGCGCCUACCCUGGCCCAACUGCCCCUGGCACCUACCCUGGCCCAACUGCCCCUGGAGCUUAUCCUGGACCCUCUGCACCUGGAGCCUACCCAGGGCAACCUGGGGCACCCGGAGCCUACCCUAGCGCCCCUGGAGCCUAUCCUGCUGCUGGCCCGUAUGGUGCCCCUGCUGGACCACUGACAGUGCCCUACAAUCUGCCCUUGCCUGGAGGACUCAUGCCUCGCAUGCUGAUCACAGUCACGGGCACAGUGAAGCCCGGUGCAAACAGGAUAGUUGUAAAUUUCGUGAGAGGGAAUGACAUUGCCUUCCACUUCAACCCCCGCUUCAAUGAAGACAACAAGCGAGUCAUCGUGUGCAACACCAAGCAGGACAAUAACUGGGGAAGGGAAGAGAGACAGUCCGUCUUCCCGUUUGAAAGUGGCAAACCAUUCAAAAUCCAAGUACUGGUUGAAGCUGACCACUUCAAGGUCGCAGCCAACGACGCUCACCUGCUGCAGUACAACCACCGGAUGAAAAACCUCCGAGAAAUCAACCAGCUGGCGAUCUCUGGCGACAUCUCGCUCACCAGCGCGUCACACACCAUGAUCUAGUCCAGAAGGGGGGGGGGGGGCUGAGAC
Acomys russatus (golden spiny mouse) is the source of this 826-nucleotide messenger RNA. RefSeq names its product galectin 3 (gene Lgals3). Gene Ontology annotation, molecular function: laminin binding; IgE binding; carbohydrate binding. Bases 5 to 799 code for a protein of 264 amino acids. The record is from RefSeq and is a predicted model, not a curated record. Lineage: Eukaryota; Metazoa; Chordata; Mammalia; Rodentia; Muridae. Gene Ontology annotation, cellular component: immunological synapse; nucleus. The transcript has 5 exons. Gene Ontology annotation, biological process: positive chemotaxis; negative regulation of endocytosis; neutrophil chemotaxis.